Messenger RNA from Mustela lutreola (European mink), 1188 nucleotides. It is a transcript of the gene ZSCAN5B, whose product is annotated as zinc finger and SCAN domain containing 5B. The transcript is spliced from 4 exons. The coding region runs from base 1 to 1188 and encodes 395 amino acids. NCBI's taxonomy places the organism in Eukaryota, Metazoa, Chordata, Mammalia, Carnivora, Mustelidae. Gene Ontology annotation, biological process: regulation of transcription by RNA polymerase II. Gene Ontology annotation, molecular function: DNA-binding transcription factor activity, RNA polymerase II-specific; RNA polymerase II cis-regulatory region sequence-specific DNA binding. The record is from RefSeq and is a predicted model, not a curated record.
AUGGCUACAGACCAGAACUUCUCAGGGGGUCAGGAGAAACCCCAAGGCAGCCCGGAGACAGAGCUGCCACGGUCUGCUCUGUUGCAAGGAGCCCUUGACGGGACACAAGACGACGACUGUGAGACGUGGCACCUGAGCUUCAGGGCUUUCACCAGCUCGGAGACGUCAGACCCCCUUGAGGACCUGAGGAGGCUUGGUGAGCUCUGCUACCUGUGGCUGCGGCCAGACCUUCAUACCAAGGAGCAGAUCCUGGACGCGCUGGUGCUGGAGCAGUUCCUGAUCUCCAUGCCCCCGGAGCUUCAGGUCCUAGUCAAGGAAAGUGGUAUGCGGAGCUGCAAGGACUUGAGGGACCUGCUGAGAAGCAACAAGACCCCCAAGACAUGGACCAUAGUCACCUUACAAGGACAGGAAUUUCUUGUACGAAGUUCAGAUGCUCAGAUGGCUGGAGCAGAGGUCAGUGACAUGGACCUUGUGGCAGACUUGUCCAAGAAGCCCCGAUCUUCUGUGAGUGAGACACAUCCAGAGGACAGCGAGAAGGUCAGCAGAGAGCUGCAGAAUCUGCCAGGAGUCAACGAGCCGUCAGCCGGGCAGGCACAGAACGUUCUCCUGCUGGAGACCAUUCCUAGAAAAGGUGUGCAGGAGAAUCUGAGACCCAAGGGGAACCUGAAGGAGAAUCUGAUGGAAGAUCUGGAAGAGAGGACAAUACUGAAGUUCCAAGAGCCUCAGCUUCUGGAAGGUUCUGCCACGGAACAGACACCAAUGGGACAGACACCAACCGUGUGCAGCAUCUGUAAGAAAGGGUUUCGUUAUAAAUCUCAGUUUCGCAUUCACUGGAGGACACACACGGGAGAGAGGCCAUUCAGAUGCGAUUCCUGCGCGGGGACGUUCACGCAGCCUUCAGACCUCCGCGUGCACCGGCGAAUCCACACUGGGGAGAAGCCCUACUCCUGCGAGCUCUGCCACCGGACCUUCACCCACGACUCCACCCUUCGGAGCCACCGCCGGGUCCACACCAAGGAGAAGCCUUACGCAUGUGCGGACUGCGGGAAAGCUUUCAGCCACAAGGGGAACCUCAACGUCCACCUUCGCACCCACUCUGGGUUGAAACCCUACACGUGUCCCGAGUGCCACGGCACCUUUCGUCAGCUGGGAACUUUCAAACGCCACCAAAAAACCCACAUGAAGUGA